AACUCAGGACGGCCUGCCGACCGGACCGACGCGGUUACAAACGGUGGAAGCAUUAAAAGGUGCUGAAGCUGAAGCCGACACCCAGUCAUGGUGAAAAUCAGUUUCCAGACUGUCGCGGGACAGAAAGUGGAAAAGGAGAAUUACGGCGACAAAACCGAAAUCCUCAUCCCGCAUCCGAUGGAUGAGGAGGAGUUGGUUUUGCCGCUGAGGCCUCAAAAGUCUCCUCUUAACGGACUGUGCUGCCUAACCUUUGCUCUGGUAGUCUUCAUGGCCGGUCUUGUUAUGGCCUCCAUCUACGUCUACCGCUACUACUUCAUACCUCAUAUCCCAGAGGAGAACCUGUUCCACUGCAGGGUGCUUUAUGAGGACUCUGUGUACGCCCCGCUGCAUUCGCGCCAAGAGCUGGAGGAGAAUGUCGGCAUCUACUUGGCCGACAACUAUGAGAAAAUCAGUGUACCCGUACCUCACUUUGGAGGCAGCGACCCUGCUGACAUAAUCCACGACUUCCACAGAGGACUGACUGCCUACCAUGACAUCGCUUUGGACAAGUGCUACGUCAUUGAACUCAACACCACCAUCGUAAUGCCUCCACGCAACCUGUGGGAACUUCUAGUCAAUGUCAAGAAGGGGACAUACUUGCCUCAGACCUACAUCAUCCAUGAAGAGAUGGUGGUGAGUGGCAAAGUGCAUGACAUACGUCAGCUGGGACCUUUCAUCUACCGCUUGUGCAAUGGGAAGGACACGUACCGCCUCAGUCGCCGCGUCACCCGCAGACGCAUCAACAAGCGGGAGGCAAAGGACUGCCACCACAUCCUUCACUUUGAGAACACAUUCGUAAUGGAGACGGUCAUUUGUGAUGAAGCGUAAUCAGUCUUGGUAACCCAUGUUGUGUCACACACCCAAAAAGCACAUUUCUUGUCACUUCCUCAGCCACUGUAGCACCCUCCUGUGGAUUUAAUCAUGUCUAAGUCCCACUUUACUUGUAGUUAUGGAUUUGAUGUCCUUUUUUUAAAAAAAAAAAAGGCAACUUAUUUUAGUCUUGGAGACCUGCCUGUUUGUUUUCUUCUUCCCUGUUCCCCUAAGGUAAUACUUCUCAUUAAUUGUGAUGCAAUACGACACUGUUGGUUCUAUCACAGGAUUUUCCAUGUAGCAAAGUCCUUAAGCCAGUAAUGAUUAAUAAUUUUGAGGCAUGUCCUCUGGGCUCUUGUAUGGCAGUUACUGUCAGGGGAGAUGACUCUGUCUCUGUGUUAUCAAGGUGAUUGCAUUUUUUUUCUUCUAAUGUGAGGAUUGUGUCUGUUGUUUUUUUUUUUCUUCUUCUUCCUUCCAUCUGCUGUGUAAAGCGUCAAAUCCUAUGUUUCUGAACAAAUAUUAUUGAGACUGAACUUAUCUGUUUCUCACAUUAAUCAUGUAAUCUAACUACUGUUGGCUCCUUGCUUGCAUCCUGUUGCUGCCUUGCUCUCCUUUCUGCUUAUUUAUGCCUCUGUAAAACCAUCACCAAGUGGUAGAAAUUCAGUGACGUGUUGGUUACUUAUGUUAGCAACGAAGAAGACAUUGGGCAUUAGACUACACUCACUUUUUUGGUAAUAUUUCAUCACUGAAAAGGGUGAAAACCCAAUUUAUUUAUUUAUUUUAUAUACACUCAUUUGUUGCCCGUCCACCCCCUAAGGCUUGCAUUUGUGUCACUUUAAAAUACCAUUUUGGCUUUCAUUGCAUGUGUUUUAUGGGUAAGAGGAAACAGCACUGUUAAAAUGUUUCACAAUAUCACGUUUAAAGCCUUAGUCCAGAGUCAGAAACUGGACUAAAGUCAGUACUACUGAAAGGAAGCACAUGUGUUAGUUAAACCAACCUAAACUUUGAUCUGUAUAUUUUGUUUGCUUAUGAAAUCUGUCUGUGAAUAAAGAAGU
Messenger RNA from Thalassophryne amazonica, 1904 nucleotides. It is a transcript of the gene itm2ca, whose product is annotated as integral membrane protein 2Ca. Gene Ontology annotation, biological process: negative regulation of amyloid precursor protein biosynthetic process. Lineage: Eukaryota; Metazoa; Chordata; Actinopteri; Batrachoidiformes; Batrachoididae. The transcript has 6 exons. The coding region runs from base 88 to 867 and encodes 259 amino acids. Gene Ontology annotation, molecular function: amyloid-beta binding. Gene Ontology annotation, cellular component: Golgi apparatus; plasma membrane; extracellular exosome. The record is from RefSeq and is a predicted model, not a curated record.